Messenger RNA from Scylla paramamosain (green mud crab), 2643 nucleotides. RefSeq lists its product as uncharacterized. The record is from RefSeq and is a predicted model, not a curated record. Lineage: Eukaryota; Metazoa; Arthropoda; Malacostraca; Decapoda; Portunidae. The transcript has 6 exons. Bases 227 to 1228 code for a protein of 333 amino acids.
UCUCUCUCUCUCUCUCCUGAGCGUGGCGGGAAAUUUUAGGAGAGACAACAGUGGCGAAGUUGCUGCGUGCGGGCAGCCUGGUGGUGGCGAGGCAGCAGGGCGUGGGCGGCUCCAGGGUGUCUGGCAGGUGUACGAGUUACGCCUGUGUGUGCAGCGUGACGGGCGCCCUGCCCCCUGUGUGCAGCACUCCGGCUUGGUCGCCGCCAGGGACUGACGCGUAACGCAAAUGCAAUUCUUGUUUAUUGUCACUGAAAAAUUUCCUCAGGAGGUGGCGCGGCCCCUCCUCGCGGGUGAUUCAAGGCGGGUCUUAAUAAGGAGGAAGACGCAGGCGGCGGGACGCGCUGCGCGGGGAGAUAAGGGAAUGAGGCGCAGCGGCGAGCAGCGGGAGGCAGCCGACCCGCCGGUCCCACGCGGCUUUCCAGAUGCGCUGCCUGCGGGAGGCGGCGACACCACUGGGGAAGCAGACGGGGCGCGGCGCAGGGACAGCAGUUCACCCUGCUGCAGCAGUGGCUGCCUGAGUCUGCCACGCGGCGACACGCCUGCCGGUCACUGCUGCUGCGGCGCGCCCUGCAGGGUGUCCCAUGACCGGGCCUAUAGCCAGUUUUUGCCGGAGUGUCGCACCGCGGGGGGCGGCGCGACCCGGGCUACACCCUCGGGAGACAAUAGCGCCCCUGCGGCUCCCACGCCCGGGGCCGCCCCAGGACGCCUGAUAAUGCGCCGCCCGACAAAUGAAACGCCGAGGCCAACCCGCCGCUGCACCAGACCAGUCCCUGCGCGACGACCACCGGGCGGGGACGUGCAGUGUGCCCUGUCCUCCGUGUCCUUUGAGUCCUCCGUUUCCUCUGUGGCGGUGUGCGUGACCCGCGUGUCCUACGUGUGCGUGGCGGGGCGGGGCGGGGCGGCGUGGCCUCGUGCCGUGUCGCCGUGUCGCCUCGUGCCGUGUCGCCGCAGUGCCGCGCCACGCUGUCUGUGCCAUCGCCAUAUCGUCACCGCGUCACCACGCCGCGCCCUGCUCUCCUUCAAGUGUUGGUGGCCACAGCAGCGUUCCGUCCGUCACGGCAGCCGCGCCAGCACCCCGCCAAGCAGCGGCACUGAUGACCAACACCCAUCAUUCCUACGCCCAGGUGUGCUCAGGCGGGCCCACCACCACCACCACCACCACCCACCACCACCACCACCAGCGAAUGAAAAGGAUAAACAAUCGGAAAGUUUUCUUCAUACAGGAUGACCAAGAUGAAUUGCUGGUGGCAGGCGAGGGCAGGAUGGACGAGGACACGAGGACGGCCUGAUGAAGAGACUGGUUACCCGCCAUAGUCCCACUACGAAAUAAUAUGAGGGCGGAUUCCAGCCACAUUCCAGGAGACAAAUUCCAAGGGUUCCAGAUUGACUAUAGAAGCUGAAACAAACAAACAAACGAGAGAGAAAAACCAGCAGCUGCGGGCCCCCACCCCCCCACAGCCCCCGUACACGUCCAGCUGGGAGGAGUACAGGUGUUCUUUGGCUACAGUUUGCGCAGGCAGAUCUGAGUCAAAAUUCAUCUCCGGGCAGCGGGAGGCGCGGGGUCAGAUGUGUGCUGGUUCAGAGGUAGCGGGGCGGGACGCGCGCUGCAUCAUAGAGAAGACAGCACAGCCACUCGUCUUAAUAUUAGGAACCUCUAAGGCCCUUGUCGAUUCCGCGCUGCUUAUUGUCCACUGACCUUUAAAUAUCAUGUGUCGCUUCUAAAGGCAAGACCCGCGUGUGUGUUUGUGUGCUGGAGUGUAGCAACAGUGUGCUUCGUGUGUGUUCUGGUUUUGUUGACUUUUAAUAUUUUUUUAUAUUUACGAUUUCUUUGAUAUUUAGCAGGGGAUAUUGUUUGCAUGGAGACAGAAACGGAGAAUGUAAGGUUUAAUUUGUCAUAAUUUCCAAGCUACAGAACUAUUUAGCUAGCACGGAAAUUAAGAAGAAAAAAAUUAUAGAUGCUUCUGGGAAAUAUCUGGUUAUGAGAAUUAUCUGGUAGUGAAAGGCUCCGUUACAUGUUUGGGGGACAGUAUAAGCCUGGAAGAUGAAAAUGCAAAUGUACUUUUUACUUUAGUUCGUCAGGACAGAAGCACCAGAGGGAGCGUGGAAGAAUGAGAGAGAGGAGUCACACAUGAGAACAAGGAUAGUUUUUCUUGGUACCCUAACUCGAGUCACUUUAUUGGCGUCACGAAGCCUAAUUUUUCUUUUUUUUUUUUUUUUUUGCGUCACUAUCAUUUAGCACUACUUCUAUGAUUUAUUUAUUACUAUUUUCUUUUGCUUUCUUGUCAUUCAUUUGCGCAUUUAUUUAUUUACUUUUUUUUCUGCGUUACUAAGCGUCAUUUCGCCCCACUUUCUGCAUCAUUUCCUGGCGUCAAUUUGGGGCAUCAUUACAGCAGGCGGGUAGGUAGGUGAAGUGGGUACCAGGUGAGUGAGUGACCAGCUCAGCAAUGGGAGACGAGUGAGGUGCGAGACAGCAAGAUGGAGGGAGGGAUAGAAGGGAUGUCAGCGUGUGGAAGAACGUGGGUGGUGCAUGGGUAGUAAGGCGUGAGGGUGGGUGGAAGGUGCCGUGAGUGGGUAUUAGAGAUUACAACCCUAUUAUCCUUGGGUAGUGGGUGGAUGAGGCAGCGUGGGUGGAAACGUAAGGUG